AAAUUCUAUCGCGUUUUAAAGAUUUUAAUAAAAUAGUGAGAAAAACUGAGACGGGAUUCCAUAUUAUUCUUACAUACAGAGAAUUAAGUAAACUUUUGUCCUUGUACAUCAAAACCAUGGCAGAGAAAGACGAUGCGAGUGGCAGUUCUGUUGCGAUGGCAUCAACAAGUUCUCUGAUACAAGUUAUCAGAACUUUGUCGGAACAGUUCCCAAACAAAUUUCCGACCCCCUCUCACAAUGAAACCGUCGAAAUUGGAGAUAAUAUCAUUGGUCAAGGGACCUUUGGAAAAGUUUUCAUUGGGAUACUAUCAACCUCCGAGGAGAAGGCAGAUGUAACGUACCUCGCUGUGAAAAAAAUUGAUCUCGAUCUGCUAAAUGAAAAACAAUAUAAUUUAUUGAAGAAAGAAACUCUCAACAUGCGUGAUGUGAGGCAUCCCAAACUGGUGUCGUUGCUGCAUUGUUUUGUCAGUGACAUGUGUUGUCUCAUGGUGACUCCUUUGAUGAACUACAUGAGUUGUGACCAUAUUAUUGCAACUAACUACCCCAAUGGACUAUCAGAGGGCGCCAUAGGCAUGAUAUUGAAACACCUACUACAAGGCUUGAGCUACCUGCAUUCAAAAAACUACAUCCACAGAGGAAUAAAGGCGAGCCACAUUUUAGUCAACAUAGAAGGCCACGUGAAGCUCUGUGGCUUCAGACACAUGAUUAAACUUCCUCCUGGGCAGAAGGAAAUAACAGACCCAAAUGCUCUAGUUGACAUGAGCAAACAUCUCAACUGGCUUGCUCCUGAGAUGUUACAACAGAACAGAGAAGGGUUCGGUUUGAAAUCAGAUGUCUACAGUAUUGGCAUGACCGUACUAGAGCUGGGAAACGGCGUAGUGCCCCAUUCAGAUGUAUCCCCCCCGGGGAUUUUGGUGAGAGUGUUAAAUGAACCACCGCCAAGGUUGUGGGAUAGGAAUUUCCUGCCCUCUAGUGAGACAAAAAUGACUCCAGAAACUCAAAAACAAGUCGUGGAAAGAGACAUACCCUACCGAAGGAAACAAUACUCGAGGGAUAUCGUCUACUUUGUGAGCCAAUGUGUGAUGUCAUAUCCAGGCCUCAGGGCUGGACUCCAAGAUAUUAUGAGAAUGAAAUUCAUUACAUCCUACGCCAAACAAGUUGACUACACCUUGGUCAAACACUUGAGUAAGCUAGGACCACCGGCUUUAUACCAUUCGUACGAAACAGCUUACCAGAGGGCCAGUGAAGAAAAUGAUUCGCCAGAGUGGGACUUCUCUGUGUAAGAUGAAGCCAAUCACCUCACAACGUCUCGGUGCUAAGUUCAGACCCACUGUGAUUAUAAAGUGAUUUGUCAGUAUUUAUUUCUGUGUUGUGUGUUUCAUGGGAGAAACUAUGCUCCAGUUUUUAAUAACUGACAACUUUGUGUUACCUAUCUUAUAGAUAAUUUAUUUAUGAAUACGUUAAUUGUUUGAGUACGAAGUUUGAAGUGGAUAGUUGGUGGAAGAGAAACCUCCACUUAGUGUUACUUCGCCCUGCCAUGCUGUUGCCGAGUUCUCAUUAGCCUUACCAUUGGUGAAGCUGGCGGGGCUCAACAGACUUGAUUAUCAAAGCUAAAUAGUUCCUCAUCGCUUCGCGAAUUUAUUUUGUUAUUUAUUUAGAUAUUUAUGUUACUUAUUAAUUUAAGUAGUUUCACUAAGGGUCUAAAUAGGCCCAUUAAGAACAAAAUUUUAUUGAACAAAAGUUUGUAAAAAGAACAGUAAUUAGUUGGGACACAAAACAAAACAAUACAACAAUUUAGGACAGGGAAAUUUCUGUUAACUUAUUAGUGUGUAAACUUAGCGAAAUAAAAAUUUUGAAUGCACUAAGGUUUAUAACUUUAUAAUAGACUUUAUAAAAACUUACUAAAACUUAAUCUGUGAUGGUAAAACAUCUAUACUUAUUAUAGAAUAUUUUUUUGAUCAGGUGAGCUUAAAUUUUCUACCUAGUUUAAGUUAUGUGAUUGGAACAUCCAUUUUCAAUUAACAUCAAAUAUCAAGUACAAAAGUUUAAAUCGUGUAGUUUUAUAAUUCAACCCCAUUAUUGUAAUUGUAAAGUAUUUUACCAUAAAAAAAUUCUUGUUAAUCUGUGUCCAACUAGAAAUGUUACAUUCUUGACACAAUAUAAAUUUAAAUUUCUUCAACUUGUCCAUCACAGAAAUAUGCUCAAUUGUAAACAACAUUCUGUAAAAUUAAAUAUUGUAACCCGUCAUGUGUUAACAUUGUUAAUAGUUAAAUAAAAAUAGUAAAAAAAAGGCUUGACCAAGUUGUUAUUAUAUUGUAAAUUUGCAAGUGCCUUAACACAUGUUCACCACCAAUUCAAACAAAAUUUGUAUUUAAUAGUUAUGUUGUUAUUUAUUUAACUUGUAUUUUUUGUUAACAUUCCUACAAUGUUGUAUCAAAUAAUCUUAUGAAUUCAGGUACAUUUUUCUUAACAGUUAACAAUCAACUGUACCAAUUAUAAAUUAAUUUAAGUAGACCUACUGUUGCCAAAUUAGUAUUUUAUCUUUGUCAUGUUUCAUUUUCGUUUAAGUUAUUGUAGGCCUAAGCCAAACUUAAAUUAAUUAUUUCAUCAUGUGGAACAAACGACAAAUGUUUCACAAAUAGUUAAUGUGGUUUUGUAUAUUUUCAAUGUUAAAGCUCUUUAGUUGUUUUUAUGCCAAUAUGACUGGGAACGUUUCACAAACUCCAAAUUUCACCAUCUCCAAUAGUAAAAUCUAGCAGUAAAACCAAUAGUAAUUUACUAUUAGUUUUAGUAGUAAAUAAACAGAGUGAUUUAAGUCCAAUAUUAUCAUUUUUAAAUAACCAUCGUUUAACAAACUCCAAAAGUACAGUCCCAGCCAGAAGUUUCUACAGGGGUUGCCACCGUUCCCCGUGGUUAGAUUUGUUUAUCAAUACUUCAUGCUUCACAAUGCAUCACCCACAAUGUCGUUUCAUGGCGUGUGGCCAACAACGCAAGAACGUGCAAUGCAUGCAAUCUGACCAUGGCAACCCUUACUGCACCUUCUUCUCAGGACUUUACUUUUGAAGUUGGUGAAAUUUGGAGUUGGUGAACUUCACCCUUGACUGUACAACCCUCGGUGGAUACUGGUAUUCUCUUAAUCUGUCAUUGUACUCAUUUUACUCAAUUUAUAAGACUGAUUGUCCAUUAAUAAAAGUUGUUUUUAUUGUGAAAGUUCUAUUUCCUACCUAAAGACCAUUGACUAUAUAACACUACUUAUACUAUAU
Macrosteles quadrilineatus (aster leafhopper) is the source of this 3263-nucleotide messenger RNA. Its product is annotated as STE20-related kinase adapter protein alpha-like. Gene Ontology annotation, molecular function: protein serine/threonine kinase activator activity; ATP binding; protein kinase activity. Gene Ontology annotation, biological process: protein phosphorylation. The record is from RefSeq and is a predicted model, not a curated record. Bases 117 to 1283 code for a protein of 388 amino acids. The transcript is spliced from 9 exons. Lineage: Eukaryota; Metazoa; Arthropoda; Insecta; Hemiptera; Cicadellidae.